This is a messenger RNA of Fonticula alba, 1748 nucleotides long. Its product is annotated as isocitrate dehydrogenase [NADP] cytoplasmic. The transcript has 4 exons. Gene Ontology annotation, molecular function: isocitrate dehydrogenase (NADP+) activity; NAD binding; magnesium ion binding. The record is from RefSeq and is a predicted model, not a curated record. Gene Ontology annotation, cellular component: cytosol; peroxisome; mitochondrion. Lineage: Eukaryota; Rotosphaerida; Fonticulaceae. Gene Ontology annotation, biological process: isocitrate metabolic process. Bases 8 to 1411 code for a protein of 467 amino acids.
GGCUGACAUGCUCAGCGUUCUCCCUAGCCCUUUUCUGUACUUCUGUCGCUUCCGCCAGAGGUUUCACUUAAGGUCUUAUCCCCAUAUGUUUAGUGCAGCCCGUCGUGUCGGAAUCUCUGCGCUCUCCACCCGCUCGUUGUCUGUUUUUGCUUCCAGCCGGUCCUUUUCCUCCGCAGCCAUGUCUAAGAUCAACGGUGGUACCGUCGUGGAGCUCCACGGUGAUGAGAUGACCCGCAUCAUCUGGGACCUCAUCAAGGAGAAGCUCAUCAACCCCUACGUCGACCUGGACAUCAAGUUCUACGACCUGUCCGUCCAGAGCCGCGAUGCCACCGAUGACCAGAUCACCAUCGAUGCCGCCAACGCCAUCAAGAAGUACAACGUCGGCAUCAAGUGCGCCACCAUCACCCCCGAUGAGGAGCGCGUUGCCGAGUUCGGCCUCAAGAAGAUGUGGCGCUCUCCCAACGGCACCAUCCGUAACAUCCUCGGUGGUACCGUCUUCCGUGAGCCGAUCAUCUGCAAGAACGUCCCCCGCCUGGUGAACACCUGGAACCGCCCGAUCGUUGUCGGCCGUCACGCCUUCGGCGACCAGUACCGCGCCACCGACCUCGUCGUCCCCAAGGGCAAGUUCGAGAUGGUCUUCACCCCUGCUGAGGGUGGCGAGAAGCAGACCUUCGAGGUGUUCAACUUCUCCGAGUCCGGCGGUGUCAUCAUGGGCAUGUACAACACCGACGAGUCCAUCCGCGAGUUCGCCCAGUCCUCCAUGGUCUACGCCUACGACAAGCAGUGGCCCCUGUACCUGUCCACCAAGAACACCAUCCUCAAGUCCUACGAUGGUCGUUUCAAGGACAUCUUCCAGGAGGUCUACGAGGCCGACUGGAAGGCCAAGUUCGAGGCCGCCGGCAUCUGGUACGAGCACCGCCUCAUUGACGACAUGGUCGCCCAGGCCAUGAAGUCCGAGGGUGGCUUCGUUUGGGCUUGCAAGAACUACGAUGGUGAUGUCCAGUCCGACUCCGUUGCCCAGGGCUUCGGCUCUCUCGGUCUCAUGACCUCCGUCCUGGUCUGCCCCGAUGGCAAGACCGUCGAGGCCGAGGCCGCUCACGGCACCGUCACCCGCCACUACCGCGCCCACCAGCGCGGCGAGGAGACCUCCACCAACCCCAUUGCCUCCAUCUUCGCCUGGACUCGUGGUCUCAUCCACCGCGGCAAGCUCGACGGCAACGACUCCCUCGUCCACUUCGCCGAGUCCCUCGAGGCCGUCUGCAUUGAGACCAUCGAGGCCGGCUUCAUGACCAAGGAUCUGGCCCUCUGCAUCCACGGCAAGGAGAUGAAGCGCGAGCACUGGCUCAACACCUUCGACUUCCUUGACAAGCUCCAGGAGAACCUCAACCUCAAGCUCAAGGCCAACCUCUAAGUGACUUGUCUUUCUCUCUCCCUCUCCCUCUCUCAAGGCACGCAUGUACGCCCAUAUGUGUGGAGUCCCUCCUUCGGUUCGUCCCGCUUCCGGAGGUGAGGGGGGACCCGCUGCCGGCUUUCGUGUCUCGCGCAUGUCUCUGUGCACACAGACACACGCGUGAGGGGGUGGUUUCUCCCUGCCCCCGGCGGUGAGCUGUGUGAGAGGACCCCGUUUGCGAGCGGACCGCGCCUCCCUUCUCCCCCCCCCCACCCUCUGUCCUCUUUCCUGCGUGUAGGGGGCGUGUGUGUGUGUGUGUGUGUCUGCUCUCCAAAUAUACCCUCUCUCUGUAUCUCCA